Messenger RNA from Penicillium psychrosexuale, 3642 nucleotides. RefSeq names its product exocyst subunit SEC8. The transcript has 5 exons. Bases 1 to 3642 code for a protein of 1213 amino acids. Gene Ontology annotation, cellular component: exocyst. NCBI's taxonomy places the organism in Eukaryota, Fungi, Ascomycota, Eurotiomycetes, Eurotiales, Aspergillaceae. The record is from RefSeq and is a predicted model, not a curated record. Gene Ontology annotation, biological process: Golgi to plasma membrane transport; exocytosis.
AUGAGCGGCCAAAACGGUUAUGGUAACGGGUAUGGCUACUCCGGUCCCAACCAGUAUGGCAACGAUGGGGGAUACAGUGGAAACAGCAAUCCUGGGGGAAACGGAUACGGUGGACUAGGUGCCGCACCACCACCAGGUGGUGGACAUUCAGAUCGUCGGCCCGGCGGAUACGGUGGUUUCUACGCUGACACGCCUCAGCCGGCGGAUCUAUCGCCAGGCCAAUCUCCUGCGCUGAGCCAGUCGCCUGAUCGACGGCGCGAUCGAACGAAUCGACAACCCUCUCCGCAACCGUCUUCGAACCCCUCCCCGCGUCCCUCAUCGCAAUCUGCGAAAGCCUCCUCGCGGUCACGCACAAGAAAUCAAGAUCCCGACAGGAAGCACCGGGAAGAGCGGUCUAGAGAUGCAAGUCGGAGAGAUCAGAGAGAUGGAAGGAGUCAAAGGGACCAAAGGGACCCGCGAGGCCAAAUGGAACACAGGAGCCAGAGGAAUGCGUCGCCUGUGGCCAAAGUGAGCAAUGACUCCGGGGAAACCCAGGCCAUUGAAACGAUUCUCCACUCUAUCCAGCGCGACUGGGAUUUCAUGACCGAUGCCGAGUGCGUCCCAGUACACGUCGCUUUGAGUCUGAUGGACACGAGCACGUUGGGCAAAGCAGAUCGUGAACCGGAAUUUUUGCAUAUGUACAAUGACAUCCAGAAGACACUGAAGGCAAUUGUCAAUGAACACCAUCAGGGAUUCAACAGUUCUAUUGGAACAUACCACAAGAUCCAAUCCAAUAUAGCUUCCUCGCAAAAUCGAGUACGCAGCCUGAGAAAUGCCCUAGAUCAGGCUAAAUCCGGUUUAAUAUCGACCAAACCCGAGUUGAAAGGACUGGCAACGUCCUCUCAGAACUACGAUGAUAUCGUACAGCUGUUCACUCAGAUUGAGGAAAUUCAAUCCCUUCCCGAGAAAUUGGAAACUCAGAUUUCAGAUAAGCGAUUCCUUGCAGCUGUGGAUGUGCUUCAUACGGCUCUCCGAGUUCUACGGCGUUCGGAGCUUGAGGAAAUAGGCGCUUUAUCCGAUAUUCGCGCUUAUUUCCUCAACCAGGAAACGUCGCUCACAGACAUUCUGAUCGAGGAGUUGCACGACCAUCUAUACCUUAAAUCACCCUAUUGCUCGGACCGAUGGAAAGCUAACACAACUGAUGGAAAAGAUGUGCAUACGUCUCAUUUGGGUAGUCACUCCUGGGAACGGCCUGUGUAUAGUUUCCUGGCUAAGUUCGAUCCGUUGACGCCUAUGGCCGAAGACGCCUCUCGAAACCCGGAGGCCGACACGUUCUCCUACAUUCAGUUAUUGAUCGAAGCGCUGAACAAAAUGGGACACCUUGACGUCGCGGUUCAUAGAAUUGAGCAGCGUCUUCCGGUCGAACUGUUUGCUGUAGUGGAUAAGACGAACGGAGAGGUUGAUACUCGCUAUCCUGAGCCAACCAAGAGCUUCUCAGCCCAGGACAACUACAAACAGUCCAGCCUCCCCACGGAGAUCAUUGAAAAACGGGGCCACGUGCUUUCUGAGUUUUUGUGGGCAUUAUAUGCCAAGUUUGAGGCAAUUGUGGAAGGCCACCGAAUUGUUCAUGAUGUUGUUGCCGCCAUUGUGGAUCGAGAAGGUCUAAUCAAAAGCGAGGCGCUUUCUGGAGGAUUUAAGGAGUUGUGGAAACUUCUACAAAGCGAGAUACGAUCUCUCAUGCACGACUAUCUCGCAACCGAUGGGGACUCUUCUGUUCGAUCUAGAACAGAGGAAAAUGACUCUCGCCAUCAUCAAUACACAGGCAACCGCGAUAAGAAUAAGAAAAUGUUCAAGUUGUCCGAUAUUGAGCAUAACUCUGAGAUGAAAGCCGAACAAGAUGAAUUGGAUGAAAUUCUCAAGUCCUCGGUCCCUGGACUUGUUUCCAAGUCAAGGCAAAAGGCCGCAACAAGUGAUACUCCGCACCCUACUAAUGGCAACUCAGGGACUGGGCAUAAGAUCUUGCUUGAACCAAGUGUCUUCAAUAUGGGAAUUCUUCUUCCUCCCUCUCUAUCCUUCAUCCAGCGGCUCAAGGAUAUCGUCCCUGUUGAUUCCGAUAUUUCCAUGGGCACUUUGACCUCCUUUCUGGAUGACUUCAUGGUCAAUGUCUUCCUGCCCCAGUUGGAUGAAACUGUGACGGAUCUCUGCACGCUUAGCUUCAUUGGCGCAGAUGCAUUUACAGAAGACCCCCAUUGGGCUAAGGCCUCCCCUCGGCCUAUUUUCAAAGGAACGGUCAAAUUCAUGUCCAUUGUUCGGGAAUUUAGCAAAAUGCUGUCCAGUAUUCCACACGAUCAAGCGUUUACGCAGCUUCUUAUUGACCAGAUCGUGACCUAUUAUGACAAGUGUUGUGGGUGGUACAAAGCAAUGGUCACGAAAAUCUCUGCACGGAACCGUGGAGGCGAAGUCCGACUGAAAGCUGCGGCUGCCUUUGCUGAGACGGGCGACAUUCAUGAUGUCGUCGAUGAACUGUGGAAAGGUGCGGGGGACAAGAAACAGACUCUGAUUGAUACGGAAAUCGACCUUCUCCUCAAGCGAACGACGGAAGUGCCUUUGGAGCCUUACGACAUCAUAUCCGACCCGAAAACCGUCAUUUCCCUUUCGCUCUUGUACAACAGCAUGCAAUGGCUUGCAAGUCACCUCACGAGAAUCCGACUUGUGGUUGAACAUACCGCGGAUUCCGAGUCAUCCAGUUUGACUGCAACGGGCCGGCCGUCUCGCAGAUGGACUCUGUUCGGGUCCAUGAAGCCGAAUCGUGAUAGUAUCAAUAACCCGGUGCAUUUGCCACUCAACCAAGAGACUGCUGUGGCCUUUGACGGGACGAUCCACUCAUUACACCGACUUGCGGAUACUGCACUUCUUACGAUGCAUGUUGACAUCCGCUGUGGCAUCAUUCACAUGUUGACUAAAACAAUGGCUGGGCCUAAUCCUCCUAACCUGCGGAACUCUGAACCCGUCACUCCAUCCCCAAACAUAAUAGACAACUGGUGGCACAUUAUCAUGAAUCAACCAACCGCUGCAUCACCCACGAUUCUCGCACUCAACAAUGAUCUCAUCGCAUUCGACACCAAUAUCUCGACGUAUCUGGGAUCCGUUGAGCGCUGGUUCAUCACAUCCGGCCUGGCACGGUUUAUCGACCGGGUCUUUGUUGCCUGCACCCAGUAUAUCGGCGCCAUGAAUGAGAAUGGAGCGCUGCGACUGCAGCUUGAUGUGCUUGUUCUCCAACAGAACCUGAAGAACAUCAUCAUCGAUCCAGCUGGCGAUUCGCCGGAUUCGGCUACAUAUUUGCACGCGCAAGCUUCUCAAGAAAUCGUCGCCCUACCUCGCAGCGCAAAGUUCCUGGACUGGUUCCUAGAAGGCGCAGAGAAGGCCUUGGACUACGCCAAGGAAGAGAAGGAGGCCUUUGCAUCACAAGGCGCCAAAGCCUUGGCUUCUGGGAACGGCGAGCCAUUUACAUACGAGGAGCUGCGUGUUCUCGUCGACCUGUGCUUCUCUGAAAUCCUCCGUGGUCCACGAGGGGCGGAGAAUCGCGAGGAGUUUAUGUCGGCGAAGAAGGCCAGUGCGGAUGCGUUACUGAGGCUGAACGAGAUUAUGUGGGAUGCUCGGUAG